AUAGGUUGCAUACCUUUAACUUGACUACGCAUAUGAAAAGCGAAAGUCUGCUUGCUUGGAGAACCAUUUUAGCGUGUGACAUGAGUGUACAACUCACAAAGGGAGCAGUUGAAGCACUGUUCAAUGGCUCAGAGGUGGACGAUCAUCUCGUGCUGCAGCUGCUGAACAUCCGUCAGGUCAACCCUAGUUCUGGCCUACCCAGGUUCCGGCUCAUGAUGAGUGAUGGUCAGCACUCUUUGUCUUCCUUACUGUUGGCCACACAAUUAAACAAUCUGCAAGAAGAGAACCUCCUGGUACCCAACUGUGUGUGUAUGGUGAAGAAGACCAUCAACAACACAUUAUCUGAUGGCAGGCAUGUGGUGAUUGUGCUGGACAUGGAGAUUUUGCAAUCGGCCGAGGAAACUGGAGGGAAGAUUGGAAAUCCCACUCCAUUUAAUUCAACUGGUAAGACGUCAUCUCCACAGAAGUCUGACUCACGUUCUUCUGUCCCGGCUUCCCCUCCAUCUGCUGCAGUACCUGGACCCUCCUAUAAGAACAACAGCAGCACUCUUUCUCCUCCCCGAGGCCAUGGAAAAGGUUUUGUGGGAAAGUCACCCAUGAAGGGUUCACCCAUGAAGGGUUCACCCAUGAAGGGUUCACCCAUGAAGGGUUCACCCAUGAAUGCGUCACCCAUGAAGGGUUCACCCAUGAAGGGUUCACCCGCUUCUCCAAGUUCCUUAGCAAAAGUGAUUCCUAUUGCAAACCUCAACCCCUACAUAAGCAAGUGGACUAUCAGAGCUCGAGUCACUAACAAAUCCAGUAUCCGCACCUGGAGUAACUCUAGAAGAGAUGGCAAGGUCUUCUCCUUUGACACGGUGGAUGAGAGUGGGGAAAUCAAGAUCACAGCCUUCAACAACGAAGUGGAUAAGUUUUUCUCUCUAGUGGAGCAAGGCAAGGUGUACUUCAUCACCAAGGCUACACUGAAGGUGGCCAACAAACAGUACACGACACUAAAGAACGACUACGAGAUUACCCUUCAUGCUCAGUCAUCCAUCGUGCCAUGCGAUGACGGCCAAGACAUCCCCGCUCUGCACUGUGACUUUGUGCCCAUCGCUGAGCUGGAGAACAGGGACAAGGACGCCAUCAUUGAUGUGAUUGGAGUGUGUAAGAGUGCGGAGGAUGUAUCCCGUAUCACCACCAAGACCAGCAGAGAGGUCUCCAAGAGGGCCCUCAACCUAAUAGACACAACUGGCAAAGUUGUUAUGGUCACACUGUGGGGAGAGGAGGCCGAGAAGUUUGACGGCUCUCGGCAGCCAGUGGUCGCCAUCAAAGGAGCGCGCUUGUCCGAUUUCGGAGGCAGAUCUCUCUCUGCUUUGUUCAGUUCAACAGUCAUGGUCAACCCAGACUUACCAGAGGCGUUUAGUCUGCGGGCCUGGUAUGACCAGGGAGGCUAUGCGACGGACAGCCAAUCCCUGACAGAGACGAGGUCAGUGGGCAGCGGAGCAAAGAUGAACUGGAAAACACUGAGCGACGUCAAGAAUGAACAGUUGGGACAAGGAGAGAAGGCGGACUAUUUCAGCUGUGUGGCGACAGUGCUGUACAUCCGUAAGGAGAAUUGUCUGUACCAGGCCUGCCCGUCUGCAGACUGCAACAAGAAGGUCAUCGACCAACAGAACGGACUGUACCGCUGCGAAAAGUGUAACAGAGAGUUCCCCAACUUCAAAUACAGACUCCUACUUUCUGCCAACUUAGCAGACUUUGGGGAUAACCAGUGGGUGACAUGCUUCCAGGAGACAGCUGAGGUCCUGUUAGGUCACAGUGCAGAAACACUGGGACAGCUCAGAGACACAGACGAAGCUGCAUUCGAUGAAGUCUUUCAGAAAACCAACUUCACAACUCGCAUCUUCAGAAACAGAGUCAAGCUGGAAACGUACAAUGAUGAGAGUCGAGUGAAGGUAACCGUCAUUGAAGCCCAGCCAAUCGACCACAGGGAAUACAGCAGGAGACUCCUCAGCAACAUCCGCAAAUUGGCCAGCUGAAUGCAGUCCCAGUCAUCCAAACAGCUGCCAUGUGAUUACACGUGUCUUCUACUGGUCCCUGACUGGUGUCCGACUUUUUCCACCAUCAAGAUAACAGCAUAUCUGACAGAGGCAGCGGGGCAGCCAGUGAUUCAUCUGAUGAAAAGACAGCCAGACAAAGGACUGAUAUUUAACUGUCCACUUCCUUCAACAGGCCAUUUGUGAAACUGUGGAACAUGAUGGAAAUUACUUUUACCUUUUUAAUUUAUUGGCAUUUUAACAAAGAGCUUUAACUAUUUGAUUUCACAUAACUGUGUUUGAGAUCUGCACAUAUUUUUAUUGUAUUUCAUGUAUCGCACAUGCUCACAGGGUUUUCUCUUAUUUAAACAAAUGAUUCAUGUCUUUGUUUCAAAUCUGUGGUGGUGAUGCUCAGUGUUAGUUGAGUAAGACAUAGAUGAGUCAGUUUUGAUUACAUUUUUAUUGUACCAUUUUAAAUGGAAAAUGUGGCCAAAGUGCGUGGGAUAUUCACGUGUUGGCAUUUGUUUUAACUGUUUUACUCACAGUGUCUACAGCUUGUUAAAAUUAUUCUUUGAAUUUAUGAAAAAUUCAUGUUUGUUUCUGGACUUCCAAAAAAUGUCAAAAAAGAAACGAGUGAUUAAAAGGAUGUCAGAAUAAAA
Molecule: messenger RNA, 2674 nt
Organism: Anoplopoma fimbria (sablefish)
Lineage: Eukaryota; Metazoa; Chordata; Actinopteri; Perciformes; Anoplopomatidae
Product: replication protein A 70 kDa DNA-binding subunit-like
Exons: 17
Coding region: 33-2018 (661 amino acids)
Biological process (GO): DNA replication; nucleotide-excision repair; meiotic cell cycle
Cellular component (GO): DNA replication factor A complex; nucleus
Molecular function (GO): single-stranded telomeric DNA binding; damaged DNA binding
Source: RefSeq, a predicted model, not a curated record